AUGGCUAAGAUAAAAUACGAAGGAAGUCAAAAAUAGAAUGUAAAGAAAAGAACUAUGCAUGUGGUUGAUGAUGAUGAAGACGAAGAGCAACCGGUUUAUCCCAUAGAAGAAGAAUACAAUGUUGAAUAUUUAUAUGGAAAAAAAUUUGAAAAUGGUUAAAUUAAGUAUUGUGUAAAAUGGGAAAAUUAUACUUUUGAAGAAAGUUCAUUCGAGCCAGUAGAAAAUCUAGAAAAUGUUGUCUACAAUAUGAGGGGAUUUGAAAGAAAAAUGAGUGAUUUGAUAUUUAGAGUUGCUUUGCUCUAAAAUGCUAAGAAAAAAUUACCUCCAUUUUAAGUUAAUCCUAUUCAAUUAAUUCAAAAAGAUAACAUUGAAAAUACUAAGGAAUAAAUAGAGCCUUCUUAGGCAUAAAACCACCUAUAAAAAGAGCCUUCUGUAAUUAACAAUUAAACUAGUGUAGAGAAAUUUCAAAGUGCACCAUAAUAAUCACCUAAAAAAAUCAAUGGUGGAAUAUCAGAUAACCAAAUUACGUAGAAUUAGUAAAGCUUAAUUGAAACUAAUUUAAAUUCAAACAAUAACUGUUAGAUUUAAGGAAGUCCUAAAUUAGCUGAAAAUCUAGAAAAACCUCAAAAUGGUAGCUAAAAUUUAGCUGAAAAAAAUUACCUGAAGACAAAUGGAAACAGUAAUAAUUAAUUAUAGCACAAUCACAACAACCAAUAACAAAAUAAUGGAAAUUAAUUAUUGAAUCUUAAUUAGAGUUUAAAUUUAUUGUAAAGUAACGGAUAGCAUUAAAGCUAGUAAAAAUAAUCAUCUAAUGGAAAUAAUUAAAACUCUCAAAACAAAUAAAGCCUUUCUUAUAACUUAAAUGGUAAUGGAUAACAUUAAAAGAAGGUUGAAAAUUAAGCAAUUGGUUAAGUUAAUUCAAUUAGUUAAGUUUAAAAUAAAUAAACUUAACUUUAUGAAAAAAAUCGUAGAACAAAUUCUUAAGAUUAGUAUAUUUAAACUAAAUUAGAUCAAAACCUUAGUUAUAUAUCUUAAAAGCAAUUACCAAAGCCUAUUGAAGACAAUAAAACAAUGGAGGUUGUACAAACAAAAAACAAAAGUCAACUUCAAUUUAGAGAUCCAGUUCUGGAAAACGAAUUAAACAGCAAUGCUUAUUCAGCAUAAGUAGUUGUAGAUGAUACUAGCAAAUAUGGUAAUUUCAACAACGGAGACAUUCCUCUUAAAAUAUUGAAGCAUGCUCCUUAUACAAGAAUUCAGAAAGUGAUAGGAAAUAAUGUCGAUUUACCUAGCAGUCUUUACUUUAAAGUUAUAUUUAAACCUAGACCUUCUGGUACAGUUCCUUAACCUGCCUAUAUUGCAUUCAAUGAGCUCAAAGAUAGAUACCCAAGAGUUUUAAUGGAAUACUAUGAGUAACAUGCAAUUUUGUUAGAUCCUGUUCCAGAUUAGGCAGAACUCUAGUUGUAAAAGACAAACAGUAGGGAUUUAAAUGUCAAGAAUGAUGCAUCUCUUAUUUCAAACGCAGGAAAUAAUAAGAAGAUGGUAAACGGGAAAGAAAAUAGAAUAAAUAUCUGA
Messenger RNA from Tetrahymena thermophila SB210, 1572 nucleotides. RefSeq lists its product as hypothetical. NCBI's taxonomy places the organism in Eukaryota, Ciliophora, Oligohymenophorea, Hymenostomatida, Tetrahymenidae. Gene Ontology annotation, molecular function: chromatin binding. Gene Ontology annotation, cellular component: pericentric heterochromatin. Gene Ontology annotation, biological process: chromatin organization; negative regulation of transcription by RNA polymerase II. The transcript has 2 exons. The record is from RefSeq and is a predicted model, not a curated record.